AUGUCGUCAGCCGUGACGAAGCCAAAGGAUGAGGUUGAGAGGACUAAGAAGUCCUAUAUUCUUCACUCCGAGGUCUUCGCCAAUGGAGAUCUCCUGACUGAUGCCUUCGAUGGUGAGAACCGCGAGCACGAAAUGGGGGUUUGGGAGGCUGCUAAGUCUCAUCCAUGGGCAUGUCUCUGGGCAUUCACCAUGUGUUUCACGAUCGUUAUGGAGUCUUUUGACAUGUUUUUGAACAGUAAUUUUGUCGCACAAAAGGCCUUCCAGAAAACAUUUGGUGUCCUCACUGAUGCCGCUACUGGCACCUAUGCAAUCCCAACGAAAUCGCAGAGCUCCCUUUUCCAAGCUGGACAAUGCGGUGCCUUUAUUGGAGUCUUUUUGGCCGGACCUAUUACAAACCGUAUCGGCUACCGCUGGACUACAGUCUUGGGCCUGGUUCUUAUGAACGCUACAAUUUUCAUAUCGUUCUUCGCCAACUCUCUCACCGUCCUUGUAAUUAGCCAAGUAUUUGAGGGCGUCCCUUGGGGUCUCUUCAUUGCAAACUCUCCCGCCUAUGCUAGCGAAGUUGUCCCCCUCCCCCUCCGAAGCGCUGUUACGGCUACUUUACAAAUGAGCUGGUCUAUUGGUCAAAUAAUUGUCUCCGUUGCAACCUACGCAACAAAUAAAAGAACUGACUAUUGGGCUUGGCGACUACCUCUUGCCUUGCAAUGGCUCUUCCCUACUCCCCUUCUAAUCCUCGUCUUGCUUGCCCCCGAGUCUCCCUGGUGGCUCAUUCGUCGGGGACGGAAACAAGAAGCCCUCCGCUCCAUUGAGCGUCUUGGUAAAAAACCAGAGGCUGCCCCGAAGUCACUUGCCAUGAUAGAGCGAACUGUGAAGAUUGAGGAGCAGCUGGGUGGUGCACCUACCCUCUUCGACCUCUUUCGGGGUACCGACUUGAGGCGAACAACAAUCAUCUGCUCGAUGUACGCGUCCCAGAACUUCGCUGGUAACCUGAUUGCCAAUCAAGCAACGUUUUUCUUUGAACAGGCCGGUAUCUCUUCAGACGGAGCUUUCAAACUCAGCUUGGUCAACUCAUGUCUCCAAUUAGUUGCCAACGCAUGUUCUUGGUUCCUGAGCUCCUGGUUUGGCCGUCGAACCAUCUAUCUCUACGGUACCGCCGUCAACGUUACCCUGCUCAUCAUUCUCGGGCUUGUCGGCUCAGUUGAGCAGAACAACAAUACCAACCUCACCCAGGCAGCGUUAGGUAUCCUCAUCUCUUUUGUGUUCGCUGGUGCAAUGGGACCAAUCUCAUACACUAUAAUUGCCGAGACAUCCUCUGUCCGCCUUCGCGCUUUGAGUACUGGUGUCGGUCGUGCCGCCUACUACGUUGCUGAGAUUCCUAUGAUCUACCUUUCCUCAAAGAUGCUUAACACUACCGGAUGGAACUUGGCCGGAAAGUGUGGUUACGUCUGGGGAUGUACCGCUGCCUUCUGCUGGGUGAUGGCCUACUUCUUCCUUCCUGAGCUCAAGCACCGCUCUUACCGUGAGACUGACAUCUUGUUCAACCGCAACGUUCCUGCCAGGAAGUUCAAGUUGACCGUUAUUGAUGUCAAGGAUAACGAGUAA
This is a messenger RNA of Talaromyces marneffei, 1602 nucleotides long. RefSeq lists its product as uncharacterized. The record is from RefSeq and is a predicted model, not a curated record. Gene Ontology annotation, biological process: transmembrane transport; carbohydrate transport. NCBI's taxonomy places the organism in Eukaryota, Fungi, Ascomycota, Eurotiomycetes, Eurotiales, Trichocomaceae. The coding region runs from base 1 to 1602 and encodes 533 amino acids. Gene Ontology annotation, molecular function: carbohydrate:proton symporter activity. The transcript is spliced from 5 exons. Gene Ontology annotation, cellular component: membrane.